Messenger RNA from Elgaria multicarinata webbii, 1976 nucleotides. RefSeq names its product tubulin beta 6 class V (gene TUBB6). Gene Ontology annotation, molecular function: GTPase activity; GTP binding; structural constituent of cytoskeleton. Gene Ontology annotation, biological process: microtubule cytoskeleton organization; mitotic cell cycle. The coding region runs from base 97 to 1437 and encodes 446 amino acids. Gene Ontology annotation, cellular component: microtubule; cytoplasm. The transcript has 4 exons. The record is from RefSeq and is a predicted model, not a curated record. Lineage: Eukaryota; Metazoa; Chordata; Lepidosauria; Squamata; Anguidae.
GCAGGCACAUUGCACAUAGCUGAACUCUACAAAGUAUAGUCAGGAAGAGAGAGAGAAGCAGAGGCAGACAGACCGGGAGCUGGUAUAAAUAUCGCCAUGAGGGAAAUAGUUCACAUCCAGGCUGGCCAGUGCGGAAACCAAAUUGGAACCAAGUUUUGGGAAGUGAUCAGUGACGAACACGGCAUUGACCCAGCCGGAGGCUAUGUUGGUGAUUCACCGUUGCAGCUGGAGAGGAUCAACGUCUACUACAAUGAAUCAUCCUCCCAAACAUAUGUGCCCAGAGCAAUUUUGGUGGACUUGGAACCUGGAACCAUGGAUAGCGUACGAUCUGGCCCAUUUGGACAACUCUUCCGACCCGAUAAUUUCAUAUUUGGACAAACAGGUGCUGGAAAUAACUGGGCCAAAGGACAUUAUACAGAAGGAGCAGAGCUGGUAGAUUCGGUGCUUGAUAUAGUAAGGAAAGAAUGUGAACACUGUGAUUGCUUGCAGGGAUUUCAGCUCACUCAUUCCCUUGGAGGAGGUACAGGUUCUGGGAUGGGAACACUACUCAUCAGCAAAAUCCGAGAAGAAUAUCCUGAUAGGAUAAUGAAUACCUUCAGUGUCAUGCCAUCACCUAAAGUCUCUGAUACUGUAGUGGAACCAUAUAAUGCCACACUCUCAGUCCACCAGCUGGUUGAAAAUACAGAUGAAACCUACUGUAUUGAUAACGAAGCCUUAUACGAUAUUUGCUUCCGUACUCUGAAGCUCACCACUCCAACAUAUGGUGAUCUGAACCACUUGGUGUCUGCUACAAUGAGCGGGGUAACGACAUCAUUGCGUUUUCCAGGCCAACUAAAUGCAGAUCUACGCAAGCUGGCAGUCAAUAUGGUUCCAUUCCCACGUUUACACUUUUUUAUGCCAGGAUUUGCUCCGUUGACUGCCAGAGGCAGCCAGCAAUAUCGGGCCCUCACAGUACCAGAGCUCACUCAACAGAUGUUUGAUGCCAAAAACAUGAUGGCAGCUUGUGACCCAAGACGUGGACGGUAUCUGACGGUAGCUACAGUCUUCCGAGGUCCCAUGUCCAUGAAAGAGGUUGACGAACAGAUGCUGGCCAUCCAGAACAAGAACAGCAGCUACUUUGUGGAAUGGAUCCCAAAUAAUGUCAAAGUAGCAGUUUGCGAUAUAGCACCCCGAGGCCUUAAGAUGGCCUCCACGUUUAUUGGCAACAGCACAGCUAUUCAAGAGCUCUUCAAAAGAAUCUCAGAGCAAUUCUCAGCCAUGUUCAAGAGAAAAGCCUUUCUUCACUGGUUUACAGGCGAAGGAAUGGAUGAGAUGGAAUUUACAGAAGCAGAAAGCAACAUGAAUGACCUUGUGUCUGAGUACCAGCAGUACCAAGAAGCUACAGCGAAUGAUGGCGAGGAAACAUUUGAAGAGGAGGAGGAAGAACUUAAUGAAUAGAGCCUAUUUAACGCUGUUCUAGAAAUGCUCAAGUCUGAAUAGCUAGCUCUAGCUCAAGUCUUUUCCAGGAUAGUAAAGAAUAUGUAGUAGGGCUUAUUUUUCAGGGGCUGGGUCUUCUUAGCCGCUACUGACUUUGGAGUGGAUGUUGAAUGCUCUGCACCAGAUGUUAUCUAAGAUUCUGCUCUGGUCGAUAUAGUCAUUUAUUCUCUUGGUUGGAGAAGUUUGGCUUAAACUUUAGAUGCCACUAGACACAUUAAAUAAGUGUACUUGUCUCCCAGAAAGAAACAGAGCAGAGGAUUUUUUUGGUUUUAAAAAUACAGCUAUAUUGAUUUCCCUCAAACUGCGAAUCAGAAAAAUGACCAGCUAUGAUCUUAUGCAAAGGUACUUGAAAGUAAGCACUGUUGAUGCCAGUGGGACUUACAUCUAAGGAAAUAGAUUCUAGAAUUGUAGUGUUGGUGAGCCUUUUGAGUGCUGUUUUGUAUUGGGUAUACAGUAUUAAGUUGCUGGGAACAAACUCUGUCAAUAAAAAUAAUGGAAAA